Molecule: messenger RNA, 5119 nt
Organism: Salvelinus sp. IW2-2015
Lineage: Eukaryota; Metazoa; Chordata; Actinopteri; Salmoniformes; Salmonidae
Gene: b3gnt9
Product: UDP-GlcNAc:betaGal beta-1,3-N-acetylglucosaminyltransferase 9
Cellular component (GO): Golgi membrane
Molecular function (GO): UDP-glycosyltransferase activity; hexosyltransferase activity
Source: RefSeq, a predicted model, not a curated record
CUGGUUCGCGCCUGUGUCGGGGCGAGGGGACGGUUUAAAGUUAUACUGUUACACUAGGAUGGAUGGAAUCUCCUCUCAGAGUAAUUCUACAUCCGUCUGACAGCGUGUACCAGCCUUCCUAGACUGUCUGGCGUUGUUGGAGUCUUCCUGGGUGUGCCCCUCAAGUCACCUUCUCCUGUGACUGGCUACCCCUACUUGGAUAUGCACAACAUGGAGUCGUCGGGAUGGCUCAGCCCGCCUCCCGUGGAGCCAUCCCUGGCUGAGCUCCUCUUCCUCUGCCCCCAAGCUCGCUCAUCCCAAUGAUCGCUUCACCGCGUCCAUGUAUGAGAGGAUCUACCGAUCUGCAUCUCAGGUGGGGCGCUCCGUGAACGCUGCUGCCCUCCUCUCCAUAUACAUGGCGGUACAGAGUGCGCAAUCUCUGUCCGGUCUCCAAGCCACUUUCCUCAUCAUGGGAUUUGGCACUGGUUCUGGAUGAACUUACAGGCAAUCACUUUGAAUCCCUGGAGACAGUGGAWCUUAAGACUCUGUCAUAUAAAACAGCCCAGUUGCUCGCCUUGGCUAUGGCCAAGUGUGUUAGCGACCUUCAUGUGCUCUCGGUUYAUCCUUCAUGCACUCAGUUUCCCCCCCGACUACUCCAAGGCUAUGAAACAUCCUUACGCCACGUUCAUUCCUAAGGUCAUUCCCAUGACUUAUAGUAGUCAAACCACUGACCUUUUUUCCCUUCCACCCUCCGCCGUUCUCUUCUCCAGAGCAGCGGCGCCUUAAGUGCGUGCACUGCGCAGCUACUGAACAUGGACAGCACUAGGCCAUUCCGAAGUUGUGACCAACUUUUUGUUUGCUUUUCCACCCCUGAUCUGGGUAGGGCUUUGUCCAAACAAUGCCUCACCCAUUGGGUAGUGGAGGCUAUUGCCAAGGUGUACAGUUGUCUGKGAUUGCAGUCUCCCCUGGGUGUCCGCGCACAUUUCACUUGAGGAAUUGCCACGUCAUGGGCAYUGUAUAUAGGCAUCUCCGUCUUGGAGAUUUGUGCGGCUAGUUAGGCUUCUUCUCACACCUUUGUGAGGUUCUAUUGCGUGGACGUUACUGCGCCCUCCCUGGCGCACAGAGUCCUUGGACUGAAGCUGAGUAGGAUGGAUCAGGUACAUUACCAUGUACCACAACAGGCUUCUCAGGAAAGGUACUAUUGGCAAUCGGGGAGCUUUGCAAGUGUCCCAUAGUGAAAUGUCCAACCGAGUYGACUGAAAGAAAACUUUGGGUUACGGUAUGUAACCCCGGUUCUCUGAAGGAGAUCUCACCAGAUUGCCCCUCUUGCACGAUUUGUGUAARAGGUAGUUCUUAGAAUGAGGAAACCAGAGCAGUGAAUGGUGUUAUAUAUAAAGCUCUGAUAUGGGGCGUACACCCAUAAAGCUCUGAUAUGUCUGUUAGGCAUGAUUGGUUUCAACCAAUGACCAACAAAAUAGGGCGUGUCCCAUAGUGAGAUGUCUUCCUCAUCUCCUUCAGAGAAACGGGGUUACAUACCGUUACGCAAAGUUACCUAUUGUUUGAACAGGUAGAUGACUAUCACUCUGUCCACCAAAUGCUGAUGGUGGCCAUUGCAGAUCAUUCUAAUCACAUCCGUAACAUGCUGGAGCAGGCAGAGGACRCACAACUCAUGGGGGACAAGUUAGUGACGCCAUAACAACCACCAUGAUUUCUCUGCUUGGCUUUUCUUUUCAUCCCUUCAUCUUUUUGCAUGACAGGAGGAACAUGAAGAAGCUCUACAUUGAGCUCUAUGACCUGAACWGAGACCUGAUCAAUGAGUACAAGAUCGGAUCCAACAAUCACAAUGUUCUUAAGUCUGUCAACCAGGCCCAUUCAGAGGGCAGGGAGACUGAGAGUGGGUAAGCCAAAGAAUCAGGUUAUCACAGCCUGCCGAGACACUAUCAAAAACAACAAUGUCAAUGCCCUGUUCAAGAUCAUGAGAGCAGGCACAGCCUCUUCCUGAGGGUACCCCCUGUGUGAAAGGGGGGAGCCAGUCCGGGGGGAGCCAGGAGAGGAGGCUUUAUAAGUGUGAAGAAAGUCUAGUUCACUAGUGACAAGGCCUGAAGAAAAGACAGGCCUCUCCUGCACCCCUAGAUGUCAUAUUGGUCAGCAGUGAUGUUUUAGAAGAGUCAGUGGGUGGGAGUAACUGUCACGUUGUAAAUGUGGUUUUCUAGCCAAAGAAAUCUAUACUCCUUUAAUGUUAAAUGGGACCAGCAUAGUGUGAUACACGUUUACAUUUUAUAGAUUGUAAAUAGUCAGGGAACUUUGUGUGUGCAGAAAAUGUAACCCUAAAUUAAAUGGUCUUUUAACUUAAUAUGUCUGUUUUUGGUUUUCAUUGUAGUAUUUUCAUUCAAGUCUUGUUGGUUGAAUGAAUGUCUUCAAUGUCUCUCAGGCCAGAUUGCUGUUAAGUGAAUCCAGCUCYUAAAUUGCAGCCAUUUAAGACAGCUAGGGGCUAGAAGUGCAUAUGGUGCUGUAUUGCAAGAACAUCAAUCACCACGAUAAAAGUACAAAGUGUCUGACAAAAAAAUAMGUCUGCUAGGUCCGGAUCAUUAUGCUCCCCCCUUUCCCCUUCCUUCAUAUUCUUGGAGAGUCCGCUUCCAGUUGCUGCGUUGGCAUCUGGCGCACAGCUGGACCAGCGACUCCCACACGUGUCACGUGACCAGUGAAAUGAAUACCGUUAAAAUGCUGUCUUGCCAAUUUUGCACGUUUUUCAAAAAGUUAACUUUACCUUACUGAGCCUCCCUCCAUACACCAUGUAGGUCUGUAUUCAUUUCAUGUAUUUUUCUCUCUCCAUUUUAAACUUCGUUUUUGUUGGACCCCAGCACUGUCAGAGACUGCAGUUUUCAUACAGAAACCAGAUGUUCCYGGGUUUGGCAGUGUYGCUAUAAAUUGCUUUGGUGACUUUCAUCUGUUGUGACUACUGGGAGAUKAUCUGUUCUGUUCCUUUGAGGGGGCGUGUCUGCUAUAGGAAAAGGAUUACAGCCUGCCGAAGAGAUUAAAUGGAAUGAAUUUUGCAGACUAAAGGGAAAACCCCUCUGAGAUACUGGAGUAGAAACAUAAGGACUGCAGAGUGUUGGGUUACUGAGCAUUAUCCAGCAGGACCUCAGGGUCCCCCAGAAAACCUCUCGGGAAUUGCUCUUGCAUGGGUGAUCACUAUUGUGAACUCUUCACAGGAUGCUGUAUGGAGCUUUCUGAUCUCAGAGAUCCUGAGGAAGAGGAAAAUACAAAUUAAUGGGAAAAGCCUUUGAAGGGAAAUAGGUUCAGUAGGACACAAUGAGGAGAAUUCRCAUAAAAGGAGAUGUUCUGUGCACCCUGCUCAUGCUGGGGCUACUCUGUCUGCUGUUGUACGCCCACCAAUGCUUCACUCCCACCUGGGACACUUGGCACUUAGAGCAGGGCUCUACAAGCUCCCGUGCUCUUCUAGGGGCUCUACCAGAGAGCCACGUGACUAAACUGGUCCCCUCUACGCACCCAGAUAAGACAAAGUGCCAGUCUGAGCCUCAGUCACAUCCGAAGUCCAAACUUCAGUCUAAAUCCAAACCUAAGGCCAAGACCAAAUCUAGAUCCAAGUCAAAGAAAGAUGAGGGGACAAAGAAGGUUGCUCCAACAAAGGCUGCUCCUGUUUUACCCACACAACCACCUUUUGACUUUGAGGGUUACCUAMGAGAUAAGGACAACCGGGACUUCAGACUGCUGAUAGACCAGCCAGGGAAGUGCUCAGGCGAGCUCUACAUGCUCAUUACUAUCAAGUCCGUAGCAGCAGACUUUGAAAGAAGGCAGGUAGUGCGGCACACCUGGGGAAGAGAGGGUGUUCUCCCGGAUUUGCAGACAGUGAAGACUGUAUUCCUCCUUGGGGUACCCAGGAACAAGACAGCCCUGCCUUUAUGGGACCGGCUCCUUGCCUAUGAGAGCCACACCUUUGGGGACAUUCUYCUCUGGGACUUUGAUGACACAUUUUUCAAUUUGACACUUAAAGAGACCCACUUCCUCCAGUGGGUGAAUGACAGCUGCUCCAAUGUCCAGUUUAUCUUCAAAGGUGAUGCUGAUGUCUACGUGAAUAUAGACAACAUUUUGCAGAUGCUGAAGGGUCAGAAGCCUGACAAGGACCUCUUUGUGGGUGACAUAAUCCACCACGCCCGCCCCAUCCGCCGGCGCAGCAGCAAGUACUUUGUGCCUGAGUUUGUGUACGGCCAGACGAUGUAUCCGUCAUAUGCAGGAGGGGGAGGCUUUGUGAUGUCCGGCCACACCGCCAGGCGGCUGAGUGGAGCGUGUCAGCAGGUAGAACUAUUCCCCAUCGACGAUGUGUUCUUAGGCAUGUGCUUAAAGAGAAUCGGAGUCAAACCGUCACGCCAUGAAGGUUUCCGUACAUUUGGAAUUGUGCGCCCCUCGGCUGCUCCCCACCUCCAGGUGUUUGACCCUUGUUUCUACAGGGAGCUGAUGGUGGUACACAGCUUGACAGUGCCACAGAUCUGGCUCAUGUGGAACCUGCUGCAUGACCCCCAACUGAGCUGUCACAGUAACCUGGCCCCCACCCCAUGGCCCUUUAAGUGGAGGGGCAAGGUACUCGGAACAACAGGACAGAAGGACUCCGAGACUACAGUGGAACAGGACUAUGAUGUUACAGUGUUUGUAAAGCAUUGAGGGCUUUGUGUUAUGUCGAUUAGAGGGACUACACUGUGAAAGAGCCAUUGGGAUAUGGAAGCUGUGAUUGAAUGUUUGGUACAGUUAUUUUUAGGUAAUACAGUGGUUUUUGCUUAACAGUUUACAGCCAUGGUAAAUGUGCAUCGUCUCUAGGAAACAGUAUUUUUUCUUAUCUUUUUCUUGGAAACAUCCUGGAUGUAAAACCAGUUGGUAAAUUUAUUGUGGUGGUAAUGUUUUAAAAACACCCCUGCUCCAUUUAGGUACAGUAUGACUUACUUUGUUUAUUUUAUUGCACAGAGCCUCAAUAAGGUCAAUAUAGAUUGAAACAUGUGCCAGGUUGAUUUUGUGCAGUUGAAUAUACAGUACAGCGUUGUAAAUUAAGAAUCUUUGGGUGCGUUCGUAAAUUCACUCUGGCUAUCUACUCUGAUUUCAGAGCACUCUUGUCUGAGUGUGUCAGAGC